AUGGAGCGAGCAACCAUUUCCCCGAGUCUCAAUCAAAAUUACCUACUUUCCCCUUCACGCGCCUUCACCACGCGCCUCCACUCUUUCUCCUCCUCCACCCGGAACUUAUCGCCGUCGUCUUCCUCCAUCAAGCUUCAGCAUUCUUCGCCUCCUUCCUCUGUUUUAUCCAGUGUCAUUAAUGGCGGAAUCAAUACUCGAUGCAACGCUGUGCUGUCCAAUUCUUCCAGUACGGAGACGACUGAAUAUGCGGACAUAGAUUGGGACAGCAUCGGAUUCGGGCUUAAAUCGACUGAUUACAUGUAUGUGAUGAAAUGUAACCUGGAUGGAGAAUUCUCAAAGGGUGAAUUGCAACGUUUUGGGAACCUUGAAGUUAGCCCAUCUGCUGGUGUUCUCAACUAUGGACAGGGAUUGUUCGAAGGGAUGAAAGCGUACAGAAAGCAAGACGGUAAAACGAUACUCCUCUUUCGUCCCGAGGAGAAUGCAAACCGUAUGAGAUUUGGUGCUGAUAGGAUGUGUAUGCCUGCUCCUACCGUUGAGCAGUUUAUUGAAGCUGUGAAAGCAACUGUCUUAGCAAACAAACGAUGGAUUCCACCACCAGGUAAAGGUUCUUUAUACAUUAGACCGUUGCUUAUGGGAACAGGAGCUGUUCUUGGUCUUGCGCCUGCGCCAGAAUAUACUUUCCUUGUCUAUGUGUCUCCUGUUGGGAACUACUUCAAGGAAGGUGUUGCACCAAUCAACUUGAUUGUUGAAAGCGAGUUUCACCGUGCAACUCCUGGUGGUACCGGAGGUGUAAAAACCAUCGGCAAUUAUGCUGCAGUCCUGAAGGCACAGUCGAUUGCGAAGGCCAAAGGAUAUUCCGAUGUUUUGUACCUUGACUGCGUGUACAAAAGAUUUCUUGAGGAGGUAUCGUCUUGCAAUAUCUUUAUUGUCAAGGACAAUGUGAUCUCUACUCCUGAAAUAAAAGGAACCAUCUUACCCGGAAUCACAAGGAAAAGUAUAAUUGACGUGGCUCGGACUCAAGGGUUUCAGGUGGAGGAAAGGAAUGUGACAGUGGAUGAAUUACUAGAAGCAGACGAGGUUUUCUGCACAGGAACCGCAGUGGUUGUCUCUCCUGUUGGAAGCAUCACUUACAAAGGCAAAAGAGUAUCUUACGGAGAAGGUAGCUUUGGACCUGUGUCGGAGAAAGUGUACACCGUUCUGACAAGCUUGCAGAUGGGUCUGAGCGAGGAUAACAUGAACUGGACUGUGAAUCUAAGUUAA
Molecule: messenger RNA, 1260 nt
Organism: Microthlaspi erraticum
Lineage: Eukaryota; Viridiplantae; Streptophyta; Magnoliopsida; Brassicales; Brassicaceae
Source: the annotation of a GenBank genome assembly